CUACUCAAGUAGGUAGGUACUUGCUUACCUACCUAUGAAAUGUCAAAUCAUUUUUUGAUAAGUUUAUGGACGAUAAACAGAGUGUCGUGAAUACAAUCAAAGUGACUUUUGCUUUUUGAAAAAAUUAAGUUAAACAUACUUUAAGAAUAAUGAGUUUUAAUUUGCCACCGCUUAUCCCAAAACCAACUGUCAGUGAACAAUUCAAUGUUCACAAUGACAAUUAUGGGGUACCUAGCCCUAUGGUUUCAGGGUUGUCAGGAACUAGACAAAGCAUAGGCUUCUCCCAUCCCUUAGAAGUUUCUGAAAGAAAUUUUCAAAAAAACUGUGACCGUAUGAAUAUGGUAUUACUUAGAAACACACAAGGAAUACAUGCACCAAUGCGAAUAGCAAUGGAAUUAAAAGCAACUGAAAAAAUUGGAAGAUUGCCCUUUUUACCAUCAUCAAAUUUAAUGAAAGAUGUCAUACUUGGAAGAGAUGAGGAUAUAGGAUUUGAAGACAUAUUAAACACUGCUGAAUUUAGAGAACAAAUGGGCCAGCCACAUGCAGUUAUUGAAAAAAGUCUUGGAAUAUUGUAAAAUUUUUAUUUGGUAUAUAAACUGGCUUUGUAUUAUUGAACAUAAAUAACAAUAAAUCAUAAAUUCCUAUCUAAAAUA
Nomia melanderi (Alkali bee) is the source of this 653-nucleotide messenger RNA. RefSeq names its product proteasome maturation protein (gene Pomp). The record is from RefSeq and is a predicted model, not a curated record. Gene Ontology annotation, cellular component: cytoplasm; nucleus. Gene Ontology annotation, biological process: proteasome assembly. NCBI's taxonomy places the organism in Eukaryota, Metazoa, Arthropoda, Insecta, Hymenoptera, Halictidae.